AUGGGCGGUCGUGUGGCCUACGACCCGUCCUCACAUCGGCUCCUGCCCGACUAUUUCCCUGAGCUCGAGCGCUGCGACGUCACGCACACCACCAGCCAACGUGAAGACGUGAGCGAGGAGGCACAUGACACGGAUGCCGCCGCCGCCACCACAGCAACAACGGCGACGACCAGGCCCCAACCGACAGACCGGCCGCUGUUCGAGUGUCACAGCCGGUGCGGCUGCAGCGCCGAUUGCGCGUCGAGGGUCGUGCAGAAAGGCAUAACGCUGCCGCUGGAGGUGUUCAUGUCGGCGACCAAGGGCUGGUCCGUGCGGGUGCUCAGCCCCGUCAGGAAAGGCCAAUUCGUGAGCGAGUAUGCGGGCGAGGUGGUCUCCACCGAGGAGGCGCAGCGACGGUGGCGAGACGAAUACGACCGGGCGGGUCUCAACUACCUCCUUGUCGUGCGCGAGUUCAUACCGGCGCGAGGAGCGACGCUACGCACCAACAUCGAUGGCACGCGGUUGGGCAACGUGUCGCGGUUCUUCAACCACUCGUGCGACCCUAACAUGUUGCUCUUCCUCGUUCGCGUCGGUUCGCUCAUUCCCCGACUGGCCUUCUUUGUAUGUCGUGAUGUGGCGGCGGGCGAGGAGCUGACGUAUGACUACGGCCACGGAUCGACUCAGGCUGCCGACGCACCAGCCACGAGGCAGUGCCACUGCGGUGCCCGCCACUGCCGCGGCGUACUCCCCUUCGACCCCCUGGCCUGA
Acanthamoeba castellanii str. Neff is the source of this 747-nucleotide messenger RNA. Its product is annotated as SET domain containing protein. NCBI's taxonomy places the organism in Eukaryota, Discosea, Longamoebia, Acanthamoebidae. Gene Ontology annotation, molecular function: protein binding. The record is from RefSeq and is a predicted model, not a curated record. The transcript is spliced from 5 exons. Bases 1 to 747 code for a protein of 248 amino acids.